Messenger RNA from Haliotis rubra (blacklip abalone), 565 nucleotides. RefSeq lists its product as uncharacterized. The transcript is spliced from 3 exons. The record is from RefSeq and is a predicted model, not a curated record. Lineage: Eukaryota; Metazoa; Mollusca; Gastropoda; Lepetellida; Haliotidae. Gene Ontology annotation, cellular component: mitochondrion. The coding region runs from base 39 to 419 and encodes 126 amino acids.
UUAAAGAAAGACAGAUUCCAUUUCCGGUUACAAACAACAUGGCGGCGCCGAAACGACCGUGGGAUCCUUGGAAAGUUUUUGAUGUUAGUGCAGAUGAAUUGAAAGCAGUUCAAGAAAGAGCAAAGAUGCGGUCUGCAUUAAAAGCGGAAUUUCAAAAGAAAGUCACAAACCCCAUCCAAGGAGCAAACAAUGGAGGAUUUAUGUUUGAUCCUGCCAUCCAGAGGUUCAUGUCGAUGAGGUCAUCCCAGGCUGAUUUUUUCAAGGCUUCUCCCAAGACCGUGUGGCAUGGCUUUGCUUUUGUAGUAUUUCCAGUAGCCCUUUUGUCAUACCUGACUAUUUCAGGAAGGAGGGAGCGAGAGAAGAAGUAUCGUUCUGGAGAAAUUAGCUACAAGGACAGACCAUGGAAGUUCAUGUAUUAGUGACACUGUAGAUAAACGUUGAAGGAACAGAUUGGGCACAUUAUUCACCUUGGAUCCCUGAAAUGGUCGACAGCAAUUCAUUAUUCUGGAUAAUUGUUGCCAUAGUGUGUUUGUAAAUUCUGGAAUAAAUAUGUUGUGUGACAUAC